Molecule: messenger RNA, 816 nt
Organism: Papilio polytes (common Mormon)
Lineage: Eukaryota; Metazoa; Arthropoda; Insecta; Lepidoptera; Papilionidae
Exons: 7
Coding region: 85-801 (238 amino acids)
Source: RefSeq, a predicted model, not a curated record
UGCCCUAACAAGAAGGAAAUAAAACAAGUUCAUACUAUUAUUAGCACCGUAAACGAUGAUUAUGACCGUUUAACAUCGUUAUUUAUGAAAUUUUCUCUUAUCCAAGAUGGAGCUAUAAGGCAAGUGACGCCAGAAAUGUUUCUUAUGUGUUUUCGAUACACGAUGACGGCGAGAAUUGCGCCAACAUGCAAUACGAUAGGAUAUAAUUAUCUUAUUAAUAAUAGAAAUUUUUUAUCGACUUCGGGGCCUCAGGAUGGUAUGAAAUACCAAGUUUCAUUAAACGACUCUUCCACAGUACUCGAACUAAAGCCAAUUAAAAUUAUUCUGAUCCAUUCUGAUGAAAACUAUCAGCCCGGCGACUGCGUUCGAGUAUUUCCAAGCUUAAACAAAGCCAUUGUAGAGGAAUACUGCGAAACAUUACCACAAUCUGGAAGUUUCAAGUGCUAUCAAGAUUUGCGAAGACAUUGGAAAAACAUACACGGGUACCGCAUACCGGAGGCAGAGUGUUCGUACUACAGGGUGAGGUUUUGGUGCGGGGAGCCAUUCACCUAUCCUAAGUUGUGUUUGACACAAAACUUUCCAAUCAUAACACCGAUGCCUAAAUCUGCUGAGGAGCCUGUACUUUCGAGAUUUAUAGCAACUCUCAAAACUAAGAUGCCAUAUUUCCUUGGCAUUCCGUUACUAAUAAAAUCCGAUAGUGAAAAUAGAAACAUCAGUGCUAAUGACGUUUCGAACGACACUUACACGCAAGCCGUAAGUCUUUGUACUCCAACUCAGCGAUCGACUCAACAAAAACGUUAAUUUCUUAUACAUGGC